Messenger RNA from Ostrea edulis (European flat oyster), 2462 nucleotides. RefSeq lists its product as uncharacterized. The coding region runs from base 166 to 1161 and encodes 331 amino acids. The transcript is spliced from 3 exons. The record is from RefSeq and is a predicted model, not a curated record. NCBI's taxonomy places the organism in Eukaryota, Metazoa, Mollusca, Bivalvia, Ostreida, Ostreidae.
AAAACUUAUCAGGACGUAUAUCUAAAAACAGGACUGUUUACAUUUCUAACAUUUACAGGGUACUGUGAAAAACUUCCUUAUAGUUGAUUUAAUCAAUAGUCCCUUUCACAAAAUACUUGUACGCGUGAAUUUUCUGGAGACCAGGAAUGAAUUUAGAUAUGCACCAUGAUUGAAGCCGUUGCUCUAUAUUUUGUAUCGGAAGACUGCAACGCGUGGGCAAACUUUCUGAAGACGAAAUUAGGAGAGAAGGCUUAUGACAUUUGUGUUCACGACAUUGAAGCUUCUCAAGCUUCAGAAUGUAAGGAGGGUUACAAAGCUAACAUAAUAUUGGUGAGCCCUGGUUUUCUGGAACUUCCAGAUUACAACCACUUUAGCAAGUUUCCCGAGAAACAAGCUUUGGUAGUGUUACUCGGAGUAGAUGACCAAGAAUUUGAAGACACAUUGAAAGCAAGAGGAGGGGAACAAAUUCUAAAAAUUCCCUUAUUUGAAACCGAGGCUAACGAGAGUUCAGUGAGAUAUCUGCUGGUGGAAAUAAUAGACCUCUAUGAACAAAAUGUUGCUACGGAAAACGCUUUGCCUGAUCCCAGACUGCAAGAAGUGGUUCAUCAGCAGGACGGCGAUGUAAGUUUUGAGAGUGACAACGAUCCAUACGAUGUCCCUCCAUCUCCCAAACCUAUCGCUCCUCCGAAACUAUCCUCAGCAAACGAGCUGCAAAAAUUCAUUCUCAACGAAAAGAAAACUAUGUUACAAUUGUGCAAUUGUGCAACAAUGAGCGAAACCUUGAAAAUUAUCCAUGAAAGUCUCUCGAGUAUUUACGGUCAACCCGAAGGUGCCACUGCUGACACUGAGAUGAGUCAACAUCAAAUCUCCCUGACAUCCAUACACAAUCUACUGUCUCAAAUGAACUCUAAACUUAACAGUAUUCAGCUCAGAAGUGAUUCGAUCGAGACAAGGAUGUUAGCUAUGGAGAAUAAAAUGGAAUCGUUUAACAACCUCCAGAGAGACUUAAAUUCAGUUCAUACUCAUGUGGCCAACUUGGAUGAAGAAGUAUCAGUCCUCAAGAGAGAAGAAAAAGACUUCGAAAACAAUCCCACUGCACUAGGUAGCGUCUUUGAUUCUGUGCGGGAGACAUCGGAAGCGAAUAAAACAUAUUGUAAGUAACAAAAACCAAACAGAACAGUCUGCCAAAGACCUCAAAUCUUUAGAAAAAGAGCCGAUAUCCGUCAGAGAUUCUAACGACAAUCUUCAAAACUGUGAGGUCAACUUGAAAACGCGAUCCAUGAGAGACAAUCUUACAUUUUCCGGAUUGGCACGAAAACACAGAGCAAAUCCCACAGAACUUCAUCCAGAAAAAGUACAAGAUCGACUACGAGUUACCUUUCGAACGAAUGCGGGACGUUUCGCUCCUACGGACGAUUCGCCCCAGACGAUUCGCCCCGAAAGACGAUUCACACCAAGACGUUUCGCCCUCGGACGAUUCGCCCCAAGACGUUUCUCCCAAAAAGACAUUGAGCUUACAUUGAUGAUUGUCUGUUGUGCACUUAUUGCUUUCUUUAUUUUGUAGGAUAAUGUUUCUAAACAUCCAUACUACUUUAAAAAUAUUUUAAUAGUCUGCGUUAUAAAAAUAAUGAUGAAGGGAUUAACACUCUCAACAAACUAGGUAAGUGAUCUAAGCAAGAUUAAAGACAACUACCGCGAUGGCGGUACCACUUCAAAUAUGAAAUUGAUUACAUCUAUAAUUUGCGUUUGUCGCGAUCAAUCUUAAUUUGGAGGCGCUCCAGAUGUCAAUCCCCCGGAGAAUAUAAUGAGCUGACUCCUUUUAAUUAUUAGAUUUCGUUUAUAUACAUGUACUAUGAAAAUGAAAUAAAAAUAAUCUCAUCAGUCAGUAAUACCAGAUGAAAAAAUACACAAAAAAUAUGCAAAUACUAACAUGCAUGUCUUUCCUUACAAUAACACAAAUUACAACCAAUAUUCAAGGUUGAUCGAUCCUCAUGUGAUGUCAUAGGUUUUUAUAAAAAUCUUAAUAAAUUAAACUUUGCGCAUGAUAGAAAUCUUCCUGAGGAAUUUUAUUCACUGGAUAUAAUAAAAAAAAAUCUGGUAAACUAUUAAUACUGAAAAACUUUAUAUUUUCCACAGAUAAUCACUUAUUUAUUAUUUAAAAAAAUUGUUGUCAAGGGCAAUAGCUCCUAUGCUGGAAUUUCUUCUACUGGAUGUCUAUUAUACAUUGGUUUCCCUAAUAUUCACAAUUAAUCUAUACAUAUUUAUGAAUUAGCAGUUUUUCUAAUAACUGUUGAUAUUUAAAUUUUGUCAUUUCAACAAGUUUUUAUCUAUUUAUAUUAUUCUGUUUAACGAAAAUGUGUGAUUUUCUUAUGUUGAUAUAUACUUCUGUUUGUGUAUGUCUGACAUCUAUAAAAAGGUGGCAACAUAUACAUUUUCUUUGGUUAUUAAUUAAAUGAAACUAU